Messenger RNA from Vitrella brassicaformis, 1370 nucleotides. The record is from the annotation of a GenBank genome assembly. NCBI's taxonomy places the organism in Eukaryota, Vitrellaceae.
GGAAAACAGCAACGACUGAGUGAGUAGGAGCCUUGUCGUCAGUCAGUGCCGUCGGUGUUGUUGACACAUCCCAUGCACGGCGGCGAGAGAGAGCGGGGGAAGGAUGGCGGAGGCUCGCCCGAGCCGCCGCCCCUCUCACAGGCCAUGAAGGAGUGAGCACACCACCUGCCACACCGCACUGGAUGAUUCACACCACACGAAGGCGACAGACGAUUGAUUGUGUCCUCCUUUCUGUCUCUGGUUGUGUAUUGUGGGUGUGUCGGUGUGUGUGCGUCGGUCAGUUUGUAUUAUGAUUUGUUGAGCGGCAAGGGUGCGCAGAGCAAGAGCCGGACGCCGGCAGAGAUCGACCACGCCGAGAAGUUCCAGGAGGAGCUGCAGGAGGAGUACCAAAGGCAGCUGCAGCGCGAGCGGGACCACAAACUCAAAGAGGAGAAGAAGUAAUCAUCACUCACACACACACAGCCAUGGCAUCAUGGCCACCAACACAGCCAUAACACUGCAUGCCUCACGUUCUGUUGUCUGCUCUCUCUCUGUUGGUCUUCCGUUUGUUUGUGUGUAUUUACUGUCUGUCCUCCCUCCCUCCAUUUCCGCGGAGAUGCGGCCUACGCUCUCUGUGCUGCCACGAUAUCAACGGCCGACAUGACUGACUGACAUGGACAUGAGCACACCCCUCCCUCCCUCCCUGUCUCAUCAAUCACCCGAUGACCGAGCCGCCGCUGAUGCUGCUGCUGGUGGUGCUGGUGCUGGUGCUGCAGGCGCAUGAAGAAGCUCAAGAAGAAGUCCAAGAAGGAUGGGCGGGGCGAUGACAGCCGGCGGGGAGGCAAUGGUGGUGGUGGUGGUGGUGGCGGCAGCGAUGAGGAUGAGGAGGGCGAUGACUUCUUCAUGAUGGACGCGAGCAUCAGGGCGGCGCGGGAGGAGCAGCGCAAGGCCGACAAGAGGCGCCAGAAGGAGAAAGAGCGAGAGAGGGACAAAAAGAGGAAGCGCAAGAGGCGCGACAGCAGCGACAGCGACGACAGCGACAGUGACGAUAGCAGUGACAGCGAGGUGGGUAUGUGUGUGGUGCCCUUCUUGAUCUCUUUCUGACUCUCGGGGUGUGUGUGUGUGUGUGUGGAUUGGAUUAUCAGGAUCGUCACCGCAAGAAGCGCCGGUCUGACAAGAAGAAGAGCCGCAAGGACAAGAAGGCCAAGAAGAAACGACACGGCAGCGGCGACAGCAGCUGAGGGAGGUGGUCAGCUGUGGUUGGUGUACAAGUUGAGUUGAGUUGUGUUGUGUGGGUAGCCGGCCGAGUAUCCUUUUGGUAGGCAGGCAGGCUGCCUAACAGGCUGUCAGCGGUGGUUAAUUAGCUCAGCUUCCGGAGGGACAAGGGCGGG